This is a messenger RNA of Uloborus diversus, 712 nucleotides long. RefSeq names its product protein stum homolog. NCBI's taxonomy places the organism in Eukaryota, Metazoa, Arthropoda, Arachnida, Araneae, Uloboridae. The record is from RefSeq and is a predicted model, not a curated record. The transcript has 4 exons. The coding region runs from base 1 to 615 and encodes 204 amino acids.
AUGACCGCCUCGACGGCCCGCGAGUACGGGGCGGGCCCGUGCCGCGUCAACACGCUGCCCCCGCUGUACCCGCACUGCAUGCGGCACCAGCAGCACCGGUGCCUGUACGGGAACCCUCAAGCGCCCCUGGGGCGGUGCCUGCCCCAGGCGGCUAGCGACGGGCACCUGGACGGGCUGCUCCAGCGCCGCGCCUCGGAGCGCAGCAGGCGCCCUCUGCCCAGCGACGGCCUGCUCGUGCUGAAGGUGGUGAGCUCGGCGUGCGCUGAGCCGGACAAGAAGGCGCACUACGAGAUCGUGAGCGUGAACGAGAGGCACGGCCGGUUCCGGAAGGCGGUGCCGUGCAUGCCGCUUGCCCUCUCCAUCCUGCUGUGCAUCGUCAACAUGCUGGCGCCCGGAUUCGGGACCUUCUUAGCUGCCUUAACCGUGCUCUGUGGCUGCCCGACGGAGUACGACGACAAGUGCACGGCCUUCCUGUACAACGUCCUAGCCUCACUCCUGCAACUGUUCACCGCGCUAAUCGUGGUCGGAUGGGUGUGGAGCAUCAUGUGGGGUAUCACCUUCGUCAGCAUCAGCAUUACAAAAAAAGAGCAUGACAUUGUGGCUGCCAGCUUAUGAUUAAGUGGGUUACUGGAACCCUAUUUUUGAACUUAUGCUACGAGGAAACGGUUUGAAAUCAUAUGCACAGUCCAUUACUUGUGAAACACAUUCUGCC